This is a messenger RNA of Drosophila erecta, 510 nucleotides long. RefSeq names its product vitelline membrane protein Vm26Ab. The record is from RefSeq and is a predicted model, not a curated record. The transcript has 2 exons. Bases 93 to 500 code for a protein of 135 amino acids. NCBI's taxonomy places the organism in Eukaryota, Metazoa, Arthropoda, Insecta, Diptera, Drosophilidae.
AUAUAAACUGGCCAGCUUGGUUGAGUCAGUAUCAAACCAAGCUCACAGCUCCAAGUAGUCACUGCUACCAAACAAAACCCCAUUCAACAAUCAUGAAAUUCUUCGCCGUCUGCUUCUUCGCUGUUGUGGCCGUGGCUGCUGCCAAGCCCGGAGUUUUGGCUCCUCUGGCCGCCGCUCCUCUGGCUUACACCGCUCCGGCUGUGGUGGGCAGUGCCGCCUACGUGGCUCCCUACGCCUCCAGCUACUCCGCCCACUCGGUGGCCCACAGCGCCGCCUUCCCAGCUGCCUACACCGCCGCCUACACCGCUCCAGUUGCCGCCGCCUACACCGCUCCAGUUGCCGCCGCCUAUACCGCCCCAGUUGCCGCCGCCUAUACCGCUCCCAUCGCUGCUCCUUACACCCGACUUGCCACGCCCUAUGCCGCCGCCUACACCUCGCCCCUGGCCUACAGCUCUCCCUAUGUGGCCGCCGCUGCCGCUCCCUUGCUGCUGAAGAAGUAAACCGACGGAC